CAGAGCGAGCAUUAGAGGGCUUUCCUAAACCAUCCGAGUCUGUCGAAAUUGAACUGCAUGCGGAAGAAAUCAGAUAGCUCUUAGGAAGUUUAGCUAUAAAGCCACCCGUAAGAAAGCACUUUCUCUUGGCUGAGCGAUUAAGCUGUGCUUAAGGCAACAUGAAUCCUGUACCGAGUACCUUGUUGUUUUCAGUGCUUCUACUUCUGACCCACAGAAUUGAGGAGCUGGUGGAGGCGUGCAGCUGUGCCCCUGCUCAUCCGCAGCAGCUCAUCUGCGACUCGGCUUUAGUGAUUCGAGCAAAAAUAUCCAGUGAAAAGGUGGUUCCUGCCAGUGAUGAUCCUCUUGAUACCCACAAAAUGAUCCGGUAUGAAAUCAAACAAAUAAAGAUGUUUAAAGGAUUUGAAAAGCUGAAGGAUGUCCAGUAUGUCUAUACCCCUUUUGAUUCCUCACUCUGUGGAGUGAAACUAGAAGCUAACAACAAAAAACAGUAUCUUUUGACAGGUCAAAUUUUAAGUGAUGGUAAAGUCCUCAUCCACUUAUGCAACUACAUUGAACCAUGGGAUGAUUUAUCCUUGUCUCAAAAGAAGAGCCUUAAUCAGAGAUAUCAAAUGGGCUGUGGCUGCAAAAUUACUACCUGCUACAUGGUGCCCUGUUCGAUCACUACACCAAACGAGUGCCUCUGGACAGACUGGCUGAUAGAAAGAAAGCUAUACGGGCACCAAGCCAAGCACUACGCCUGUAUCAAGAGAAGUGAUGGCACUUGCAGCUGGUACCGAGGUGGUCCUCCCCCAGAGAAAGAGUUUAUUGAUAUCAGCGAACCUUAAAACGAUCACUUCCUAAAAAGCCUUGGAGUCUAAUUCCAUCAAACAUUGCACGCUCACAGCUUUGAACUGCCAUCGUCUAAUGUAUCUGUUGCUUAGAAACAAAAACAAAUUGUCCUGUACAGCUAAAGUACGAGUCUGUGGAAUUGGCACUCACGCACGAUGAGGAACAAAUCUCCUGGAGGUAGCUACUCUGUAAAGUUAUGCUUUGCACAGAGAGGCUCAAGCUGAGAAUGCUCCUCUGUGUCCGCUAAGGCAUAACGAGUUUCCCUUUUACCAAUAUGAAUGUACAAGAACAAAAGAAUUGCCAGAAUUUUGUCCCCUAUUUCUGUUAACCUACAGAUUAAGAGAGCCCAUGUUUUAUCCCAAAGUUCAUUUCUGAUGAACUAUGGAAUGUUUUAUAGAACUAUUUUUUUCUGUAUGAAAGUCUUCUGAUACAAAAGAAUUAUUGUACAGUGUAUAUGUAAAGUAUUAUAACAAUGUGCUAUAAAAAAAAAGAUUCAAAAAUCCCUGUAUUUCCUUAUCUGUUGAAAUAAGUUGAACACUUCUGUGAUUAAAACAAUCUGUG
Balearica regulorum gibbericeps (East African grey crowned-crane) is the source of this 1389-nucleotide messenger RNA. It is a transcript of the gene TIMP4, whose product is annotated as TIMP metallopeptidase inhibitor 4. Gene Ontology annotation, molecular function: protease binding; metalloendopeptidase inhibitor activity. Lineage: Eukaryota; Metazoa; Chordata; Aves; Gruiformes; Gruidae. Gene Ontology annotation, cellular component: extracellular matrix. The record is from RefSeq and is a predicted model, not a curated record. Gene Ontology annotation, biological process: response to hormone; negative regulation of endopeptidase activity; negative regulation of membrane protein ectodomain proteolysis.